AGUCUUAGUAGGAGGAGUUGCAGACCUCUUUCUAUGCCUUCUGGAAGACUUCUUCUUCUUCUUCUUCUUUCCCAUCCCAUUCCAUAUUUAAGUGUCCCGAAGGGUGUCUCUCCUAAGCACAAACAUCGCACACAGAAAUCAAAGGGAACAUAGGAAAUGACGGUGCAGAAUCUGAUGAGAUGGAGGGCGAUCAUGCCGAGCUGCUGCAUGGUGGAGAACCGCUCUGCCAAGCGGAAGAAGUCGGCGCCCGUGUCCAAGCAGACGUCUUUCCAGAGGCUGUCGAUGUCGGAUUUGAGUAGCACGUCGACGACGCUGUCGGAGGAGCUGUCCAACUCCCUGGUCGGAUCGAACCUUUAUUCGUUUACCAUGGCGGAGCUGCGGGUCAUAACCCAGAACUUCUCGUCGAGUAAUUUUAUCGGUGAAGGCGGGUUCGGGCCGGUCCACAAGGGGUUCAUUGAUGACAAGCUCCGACACGGUCUCAAGGCUCAGCCCGUCGCCGUCAAGCUCUUGGACUUGGGCGGCUCUCAGGGCCACCGGGAAUGGCUGACAGAGGUGAUAUUUCUUGGGCAACUGAGGCAUCAGCAUCUGGUGAAGCUAAUUGGAUAUUGUUGUGAGGAUGAACACAGACUUCUGGUCUAUGAAUACAUGCCUCGAGGGAGCUUGGAAAAUCAACUCUUUAGAAGAUUUACAGCGUCGCUUCCAUGGUCAACAAGGAUCAAAAUAGCUCUGGGAGCUGCCCAAGGCCUGGCCUUCCUUCACGAGGCCGAAAAGCCCGUUAUAUUCAGAGAUUUUAAAGCUUCAAACAUCCUGCUGGACUCGGAUUACACUGCCAAAUUGUCGGAUUUCGGGUUGGCUACGGACGGCCCGGAGGGCGACGACACUCAUGUUUCUACCCGAAUCAUGGGCACCCAAGGCUACGCUGCUCCUGAAUACAUCAUGACUGGUCACUUGACAGCUGCGAGCGACGUAUACAGCUUUGGAGUGGUGCUGUUGGAGCUUCUAACCGGCCGGCGGUCGGUGGACAAAAGCCGGCCGCACAGAGAGCAAAACCUGGCGGAGUGGGCGCGGUCUCAGCUGAAGGAUCCAAGGAAGCUCGCCAGAAUAAUGGACCCGAGACUGGAAGGCCAGUACUCUGAGACCGGGGCGCAGAUGGCGGCAGCGCUGGCCUACCAGUGCCUUAGCCACCGCCCGAAGUUCCGACCGACGAUGAGCUCCGUCAUCGAGACGUUGGAGCCUCUCAAGGACCUCGAGGACUUCCCUUUCGGACCGUUUGUUUACACGGUCGUCACGCCGCCUCUUCAUGAAGGGCAGAAGGGGUCUAAGAAAGAGGGCUCGCACCAGAAACCGGCAGGCGGCAGCCUUCACGACGUCCACCGGCACCGGGAGAGAUCGCCGAAAUCGAAGGCUGUUUAUUCGGAAACGGCUUUACAGCAGAGACACAAGAGAGCAUAGACUAAUAUUACUAUAGAAAGAAAGAAAGAAAAGUACUGUAUUAAAGUGUAUAUAGAGAUUUACAAAGUUUCAUUCUUUUC
Diospyros lotus (date-plum) is the source of this 1532-nucleotide messenger RNA. RefSeq names its product serine/threonine-protein kinase RIPK-like. Gene Ontology annotation, molecular function: protein kinase activity; ATP binding. Gene Ontology annotation, biological process: protein phosphorylation. The record is from RefSeq and is a predicted model, not a curated record. NCBI's taxonomy places the organism in Eukaryota, Viridiplantae, Streptophyta, Magnoliopsida, Ericales, Ebenaceae.